Capsicum annuum is the source of this 1138-nucleotide messenger RNA. Its product is annotated as protein IQ-domain 26-like. The transcript is spliced from 4 exons. The annotation marks the transcript as partial. Lineage: Eukaryota; Viridiplantae; Streptophyta; Magnoliopsida; Solanales; Solanaceae. The record is from RefSeq and is a predicted model, not a curated record. Gene Ontology annotation, molecular function: protein binding.
UAUAUAUAUAUAUAUAUAUAUAUAUAUCAUCUCACUUUAUAACGUCUUUAUCUGAUCGUCAACGUGAUUCAAACUCUUAAUAACGUUCUCAUUCGACCGGCAACAUAAUUCAAACUCCUAAAGUUAUUAUUACCUGACCUAUCACGUGACUCGAACCCUUAACUUAUCUGUUGUAAAUAUACUUUAUAUUUAAAUUUCAACCCCAUUUAAUUUUUUUUGCCUUUUUAAAUUUCCUCUAUUUAUGACAACUUUUCAACCAUAUGUUAAAAUUCUCUUUGAAGUUUUUCUCUCACUUUCACUCUUUUUAUAAAAAGCCAUUUCACUUACUCCUACUUAGUUAUUCUCUCCUCCCAAAAUUUUCAAAAUUUCCAAAAUACCUCCCAAAUGGGCAAAGCAAUUAAGUGGUUAAAAGGCUUAUUUGGUAUUAAAAAAGAAAACGUAAAUAAGUGCAAAAUUGGAAUUACAUGUUUCGGCAAUUUCGCCCGAGACACUGUUGUCUCCGUCGCCAUAGACGGAGGUUCCGGAGGCUUAUGUCACAAUCCAGCGACAAUUCCGCCGAACAUUACGGCAGCGGAGACGGCAUGGCUGAGCUCAUUUGAUAAGGAGCAGAGUAAACAUGCACUUGUGGUGGCUGCCGCCAUUGCUGCGGCAGCAAACGCCGUUGCUGCUGCACAUGCGGCGGACGCCGUGGUGAGGUUGGCCAGUCAAAAUAAAGGAAAUGGUGCUGCUAUGAAAAUUCAAACGGUGUUUCGUGGUUUUUUGGCAAGAAAGGCAUUAAGAGCAUUAAAAGGAUUAGUAAAAUUACAAGCAUUGGUUAGGGGUUGUUUGGCAAGAAAGGCAUUAAGAGAAUUAAAAGGAUUAGUAAAAUUACAAGGAUUGGUUAGGGGUUAUUUGGCAAAAAAGGCAUUAAGAGCAUUAAAAGGAUUAGUAAAAUUACAAGCAAGUGCUACACUUCAUGGUAAGCAAGCAUUAAUGAGAGCACAAGCAAGUGUAUGUGGUAAAAAAUGCUUCAUUAAAAAUCAAAAUUCACAACUUCAUCAUGCAAGAAAAUCACUUGUAAGAUCCUUAAUCCUAUACUCUAUGAUCUUAUUAUAUGUGUAUAUAUAUAUUUUAAUUUAUUUGGAAGGAGAGUCUUGGG